Molecule: messenger RNA, 2833 nt
Organism: Leopardus geoffroyi (Geoffroy's cat)
Lineage: Eukaryota; Metazoa; Chordata; Mammalia; Carnivora; Felidae
Gene: MFSD6L
Product: major facilitator superfamily domain containing 6 like
Exons: 1
Coding region: 770-2533 (587 amino acids)
Cellular component (GO): membrane
Source: RefSeq, a predicted model, not a curated record
CCUGCGUGGGGGGCAGGGGGCUACCCCAAGACCCAGCCCUGCUCUCUGGGGGUUGUCCGCACUGAAGAGACCGUGUCACCAAUAGUGUCUGUCCCCCGGGGCAGCUGGCAUCCAAGGAAACAGCUCUGUGCCCUGGGGACGAAAAUAGCUGCCUUCCUGGAGUUCUGCCUCUGAUGGACCCAGACAAGAAACGAGAGAAACACGCGAAAUAGAAACCGGUAGUGCGCUGGGUGGUGAUGCGUGCUGCGGAGAAAAAUAAAGCAGGGGAGGGGAGCGCGAGUCUGCGGAGCGGGUGGGAUUUGUCAGUGAGGGUGGACAGGGACGGUCCCUGAGGGUAACAGGUAGGUCCUAUCGUGAAUCGCAUCCCCGCCCCCCACCGGCCCCCAGUUUUCCUCGCCUGAAGCGACUCAGAGAACUGACUCAGGUUCUCGGGGGACCCGGGGCCGGCCACUGGCCGCCACCCUCACUCACACGCGGACGGCGGGAGGGGCUGCGGGCCCGGCAGGUGCGGCGCGCAGGUGCGCCGGCCCCGCCCCCCAGGUGCGGCGUCAGGGGGCGGGGCUACUUCCGGGGCGGUGGCCGGACGUGGAGGGGGUGGGUGGGCGUGGCGGCCGUUGACCCGGUGACCGCGGCGCCGCCCGAGGCCGGAGGGGGCUCCCCGCUCGCCCCGCGUCCCGCGCCCCCCUCCCGGCCCAUGGCCGUGACCCCGCGCCCGCCCCGCGCCCAGCUCCGCCCCCCGCCCGCCCGGGACUGACGGAGCCGGGCAGCCAUGAGCGCCAACCCCCAGUGGGACGUCAGCAGGGCUCUGGGGGUGGCCAGGCUCUUCCACCUGGUGUGCGGGGUCCGGGACGCCUGCGUGACUCCGUUCCUGACCCUCUACCUGAGGCAGCUGGGCCUGGCCGCGCCCUGGGUGGGCAUCCUGAUGGGGACCAAGCACCUGAUCGCAGCCUUCUGGGGUCCCUUCUGUGCCUUCCUGGCCAAAAGCUACCAGAAGAGGAGGGUGCUUCUGAUGGGCUCGCUGCUCGGCUCGGUGGGGGCCAGCCUGCUGCUGGUCCUGGUGCCGCCGCUGGACAAAGAUCUGCGGUCGGGUUCCUGUAACGCCAGCGACGGCGCCACCCCCACCGCGCCGCCACCGGGGGCCGCGCUGACCGGGACCUUCGCCUCGAACCAGCCGCCGGGGGCGCCCAGCCCCGCAUCCAAGAGCAGUCCUGGGACCGUGGAGGCCUCUGGCGUGGGGAAAGGACCCGCGGGAAGUGUCCACGAGCCGUCCGGUCGUCCUCCUGGCCACGCCGUGGGCUCCGUGGAGGGAGCGAGGACCACGUCCCUAGCUGUCCAUCCUGUCACUUCGGGGGUGAAAGCUCCCUCUCGGGAAGGGGCUUUUAAGGUGGGCGGGACCGCCCUCCCUUUGCUUGCUGGAGGUGCAGCGCUGGGAAGCCCAGCCAACUGGUCGGCAGCCGAGGGCCACGCCCGGGCCCUUGGCCUGUCCUCGGAAGGGCUGCGGUGGACCUUCUUCCUCUCCCUGGGGUCCAUGGUGUUCUGGGAGCUGCUGACGGCCCCUCUGGAGCGGGUGGCAGACGACAGCCUUUACGAGUACCUGGAUUGUGUGGACGCCACGGACCGCUACAGAAGCCUGUGGAUCUGGAGGCUGCUGGGCCUGUCCACGGGGGCCUGUGGCAUCGCAGCCUUGGUGGGACGGCUGGACUGCUCCCUGGUGACAAAUGGCCCCCGGGGUGUGUUGCACUUUUAUGGCUACUCACUGGUCGGCACGCUGGCUUUACUGGUGAGCAUCGCCUUUCCCGUCCCCACGUGCAGGCGGCGGGAGCCCAGCUACCAAACAGUCAAGGCGCUGUCUCUGGUGGCCGGCGACCCCCGCCUCACCCUCCUGGCCCUCACUGUCUUCCUGAUAGGAGCCGCCACCAGCACGGUACAGAACUUUCUGUUCUGGCACAUGAAGGACCACGGGAGCGGCGAGCUGGUCAUGGGUUUCUCGGUGGCGCUGGGCUGGCUGGGGGAGAUUGUGGUCCAUCCGUUCAGAGCGACAGUGCUUAGGAAACUGACCAGGGUGGGCACCGUGGGGCUAGGGCUGGGCUGUCUGGCCGGGCAGCUACUCUACUACGCCUUCCUCUGGAACUGGUGGUCCGUCCUCCCCGCUCAGACCUUGAGCGCCAUCAGCAGUGGGGCUCUGGGCUGGGCGGUGAAGGCCUCGGUCGAGCACCUGGCCUCUCCGGGAAUGGAGAGGCCCCUGAGUGCCAUGUUCCAAGGCCACUUGUACGGGGGAGGGUCCAGCCUGGGCAGCUUUGCGGGGGGCUUCGUGGUGAUGUCCUUCAGCCUGUCUUUUCUGUACCAGGCCUGCUGCGUGGGCCUGUUGCUCUGGCUGGCCCUGUUCCUGUCCGUCCAGCGGACACUGCCCCAAGAGCAGAGAAUCAACUAUUCGAAACUGCUGGUCGUGGAGGCCAGCGACACGAGCGACUCUGAGCAGGGGACGGAACGGGACUGGCUCGUGAAGGCCAUGAGGGAGGAGCAUUCAGGCUAGGAGGACUGAGAGGCAGGUCACGAUGCCCUGAUCGGGGAAGGUGCCCAAGGCUGGGGGGCGGGGGGGGGGGGGGUGGACAAAACUCACCUGCCGAGGACAAGGUCCUGGGGCUGCAGGGCGCCUGGAGAGAGAAAACGAGUGUGUGUGCAGAAGUCCCACGGGAUCACCUCGAUGCAUGAUUCUCUUUACUUUUGUGGUAAGGGGAGAUUUAACUUUUGGCCGUUCAAUCUUUUUUUUUUAAUAAUGGAGGAAGAAUACAUUUGCUAAAAAAAAAAAAAAAAAAAACACACACACACAAAA